Thermothelomyces thermophilus ATCC 42464 is the source of this 3192-nucleotide messenger RNA. RefSeq lists its product as uncharacterized. Gene Ontology annotation, molecular function: zinc ion binding; DNA-binding transcription factor activity, RNA polymerase II-specific; DNA binding. Lineage: Eukaryota; Fungi; Ascomycota; Sordariomycetes; Sordariales; Chaetomiaceae. Gene Ontology annotation, biological process: regulation of DNA-templated transcription; DNA-templated transcription. The record is from RefSeq and is a predicted model, not a curated record. Bases 342 to 3032 code for a protein of 896 amino acids. The transcript is spliced from 3 exons.
AAAAUCCACUGGCCCCGCCCUCCAAGUCGCUUCCUUUCCGCGUUGCUACUGCUGGUUUUAUUCGUGUUCCCCUAGUUUGCCAACACCAUCUUUCUUGUCACAGAUUUGGAAAGUCCAUGGUCGACGCUUCUUGGUCACGAUUAUCAGAGGGUGUGAGCACCGCUAAGGCUGGUCGCUGCGAUCUUUCAUCGCUCCUUCGCCUCGGGCGUCCCUUAUCCCGGCACGAAGCCACCAAGUAACCCGCCUGUGCCCCGUAUCUUCUGCACCGUCAUUGCGACAAACCGUCCAGCCGUGCGGAUGCGAGUUAUUUGAUAACGAAGGCGACAAGGAACACCGUCAAGAUGCCCGGAAUACUGCCCAUGAAAGUCAUCAAGGUGGGCACCAGCUCACAAAGUCGCAUCGCCCAGGCUUGCGACAGGUGUCGCAGCAAGAAGAUCCGUUGCGAUGGCAUCCGUCCCACCUGCUCGCAGUGCGCCAACGUCGGCUUCGAGUGCCGCACCAGCGACAAAUUAAGCCGCCGUGCCUUCCCACGGGGCUACACCGAAUCGUUGGAGGAGCGUGUACGGGCGCUGGAAGCAGAGGUCCGGGAGCUAAAGGACUUGUUGGAUGAGAAGGACGAGAAGAUCGACAUGCUCUCGAGGAUGCAUGGCAAUCGGCAGUCGCAGAACGAAAAGUGCCAGAGCCAACCCCCCGCCGACGCGAAGAAGGAUGCAGGCACACCGGCAAAGGAGGACACGUUUCGCGUCCAGGCCUCGCCGUUGUUGCUGGGCGUCGAGAACUCAGAUUCUUACUUCAUGGGCGCCUCCAGCGGGCGCGGAUUCAUUGAAUCCCUCAAGCGAAAAAUGCAAGAGAACGGGAAGUCUUGCUCCGACUUCAACCCCGAGGCGUUCUUGCACAUCCAAGGAUGCUACCCUCUCACGGCAAAACCGCCUAGCCAAACGAUGAGGAUACCGCCGCGCCUAUUCUCCGAUAGAUGCGUCAACGUCUAUUUCCAGGAGUGGGCGCCUCUGUUUCCAGUCCUCCACAAGCCUACCUUCCUUCGCGUCUAUGAAGAAUUCGUCGCGGAUCCAGAAAAGAUCAGGAACAACCACAAGCUCACCCAGCUCUAUCUGGUUUUCGGGAUCGCAGCGCUAUCAAGCGAGCAACAAGAUCUUCAACAAAUCGCGGCUUGCGAGCAGCAAUGGCAGCGGUCCUUGGAGGCGAUCCUCAUGGACAACACCAUGAUGACCCUGCAGUGCCUGUUGCUUGCACUGAUCUACUGCGCGAUCAGGGCCGAUUACAAGAGACUGCAGCAUUACAAAGGAAUCGCGGUCGGACUUUCACUCCGACUCGGACUGCACCAGAGCCAAAAACGGUUCUCCUUCGGUGUGCUCACCAUCGAGACCCGGAAGAAAGUCUUCUGGACUCUCUACACUCUCGACUGCUUCUCCGCUGCCAUCCUCGGGCUCCCGAAGCUCCUCAAAGAGGAGGACGUCCACACUGAGUUCCCCUCCGAUACCGACGACGAGUACGUUACCGAGAAAGGCUUUCAGCCGAGCCUUCCGGGCGAGGCUACUCGCUUGUCAAGUGCGCUAGCCCUGUUCCGGGGAGCCCGGAUUUUGAGCAAGGUCUUGGAGAAGAUUUAUCCCUCCGCCACGUCCCAUGAGCUCUCGCUCCAGCAAAUGUCCGUACUUGCCGGGGAGCUCGACGAUUGGUACGAGAAGCUACCUCCUCACCUUAAACUCACUUUCAAGCAAGACAAGCCAUCGACCGACGUGACCGGCAGCAGGUCACCGAUCCUGGCCCUUGCAUACUACUACAUCCGUACUCUUAUCUUCAGGCCCGCGGUGACCUCCAGUCUGGGGCCUAAGGCUGCUCCGGCGCUCAUUGCGGUCAGCGAGGCAAGCAAGCACAUCAUUCAGAUCAUCCAGCUGCUCGAGGAAAGAAACAUGUCCUUUUCCCUAUGCCUUAACAAGGCGGACACUCUGGUUCUCUGCGGCAUGGUGCUACUGUACCAGACCCUGGGCUUGAAGCAGGACAGCAAAUUGCUGAAAGACAACGAGAAGUUGGUCAACGACGUGAUCAAGGCCGCAGAUAAGGCCAAAGCGCCUGGCUGUUACGAUCUCAAACGCAUUGCUCGGAUGCUGGUCACCAUCGACGAGCCGCCACCGCAGUCCCUGCCGACGCCCCCGAGGCAGAGCCCGGAUGCCUGCCUCACCGCUCCGCCAGCGCAGCGACAUUCGGUCAGCGCCUCCAACAAGCCGCACGCGACGCUCGGGCGCCACAACGCUGCUAGCAUAAGCGAAAGCGAUCUGCUGAUGCAGCAAGAAAAACUGCGCAGAAUGACCAUGCCGCAUCCUACCCACCCCCGGACGGAACAAGUACACCCGCGUCCCCGAGGAUCGUUCGACAGCCAAAGACCGUCGAUUCCCCUCUCGCAGCGAGAUCACCGAUUGUCCCUGAGCCAAGCCCACGCUGCACAGGCAGCCCUGCUGGGGCGCCUUUCGGCUUCUCCACACACCAAACACCAAUCGAUUGACUACCUCCACGUAGACUCGCCAACCCAGCCCGACUCCCCCGUGCACUCCCGUGGCGCCGGCGGGUCGCACCCAUCAAUCAACCACUCUCAACAAGCGCAGCUGUACUCGCAGCUCCAGAAAGGCUCCAGUGUCUCGACAGCCGAGUGGGAAGCGCUCCUAGGUUCUAUCGAGGGCGGCCAUCUCAACGUGUACGACGCCAUUUACGGGGGCCCCAGCCUUUCGCUUGCGGAAGCGGCGAACGCGCCCGUGUCAGCGACCCCAACGACGACGAACGACCCGUGGUCCCCGGACUCGUGGGAUUUGACGGGCUUCAACCUCGGAGAUUUUGGGUCGGCGACGACGGCGCACAGCGUGGUCAGCCUGAGCGAGGAUGGGCUGAGCUCGAGCGAUGACAUGGGCAGUGUCGGUAGCACCGCUGCUGCCGGGAUGGAUUUCAGGGGCGGCCUGGGAAUGCCGGUGACGACAACAGAUGGGUUCGUGCUGGAUAGCCUGGAUGGGCCAUUUCCGAUGUGAUGUCUGAUGGCGAUACGGCGUUCUAGGAGGCACGGUAAAGGAUAGGACGGGAUGAAUGGACGCGAGAAUCGACCGCGAGGGUAUGACUGGGAUUUCGGUUGAACUGGAUCGAUGGUUCGCUCGCUGUGUAUGGGAUUCUGUUUGUCUGUUUGCUACUGUU